UCUCUCAGUCAGACUGAGAUGCACACAUGUGGGGAAAAUAUAGAAUUUCAGUCCACUCAUGUAAUCUCCAUUUAGUUCAGGAAUCUUUGACUCAGUACCGGAACGUUAAAUGGCCUCUCCGCUUUCCUGCCGUAAGGGAGUCGAGAUGACAACCUCCAUUUCCGGUCGGCUCCCUCUAGAGCGUUGAGUGUCCUGAGAGGUCAGAUUGCCGGCCGGUAAAUUAGGGAUUUGGUGAUCGACCUCUUUAUAAGGAAUCAGAGACAUGGCCCAUGGACAUGGACAUGAACAUGGACAUGGACAUAGUAAAAUGGAACUUCCAGAUUAUAAACAGUGGAAGAUAGAAGGGACACCAUUAGAAACUGUCCAACAGAAGCUGGCUGCAAGAGGGCUAAGAGAUCCAUGGGGCCGUAAUGAAGCUUGGAGAUACAUGGGCGGCUAUGCAAACAAUGUUUCCUUUAUUGGUGCAUUAUUAAAAGGAUUCAAAUGGGGAUUUGUUGCAUUUGUGGUAGCUGCAGGGGCUGAAUAUUUCCUGAAGUCCGUGAAUAAAGAUAAGAAGCAUCACUGAAGAUAAUACCUGGAACAUAAUUCUCUUAUAAAAAUAAGAUUUCUUCACUGUAGCCUACUUGUGUCUGUGUUUGUCCCUUAAAGAUUAUAAGUAAGAUUUAAUAAAGAAAAGCAUAUUCCAGUC
This is a messenger RNA of Microcebus murinus (gray mouse lemur), 688 nucleotides long. It is a transcript of the gene NDUFB3, whose product is annotated as NADH:ubiquinone oxidoreductase subunit B3. Gene Ontology annotation, biological process: mitochondrial respiratory chain complex I assembly; electron transport chain. Gene Ontology annotation, cellular component: mitochondrion; respiratory chain complex I. The record is from RefSeq and is a predicted model, not a curated record. NCBI's taxonomy places the organism in Eukaryota, Metazoa, Chordata, Mammalia, Primates, Cheirogaleidae.